Messenger RNA from Drosophila montana, 2637 nucleotides. RefSeq names its product H15 (gene H15). Gene Ontology annotation, biological process: regulation of transcription by RNA polymerase II; heart development; positive regulation of DNA-templated transcription. The record is from RefSeq and is a predicted model, not a curated record. NCBI's taxonomy places the organism in Eukaryota, Metazoa, Arthropoda, Insecta, Diptera, Drosophilidae. Gene Ontology annotation, molecular function: DNA-binding transcription factor activity, RNA polymerase II-specific; RNA polymerase II cis-regulatory region sequence-specific DNA binding. Gene Ontology annotation, cellular component: nucleus. The transcript is spliced from 6 exons. Bases 319 to 2397 code for a protein of 692 amino acids.
GGGGCUCGCACUCGCACUUCGGCUUGUUGCGAAUGCGUUUACAUGGCAAAAAGCAAAUCGCAGCCGCCGCCACAAAUUCAUUCAAUGGUCAGCUGUGCGACUGUAAAGCGGUUUUCACGGCAAAACGCAAAAACACGAAAACGCCAAAAAACAACAAAAAAAAAUAUAUAUCGCGUAACGCGCGCCUCGAUCGAACGAAAAAUUGUAACGAAACUUUGCCGCAAUUUUGCGCUCGUGUGAAAUGUGCUAAUUACAAGUUUUUCAAAUUUUUUACACAAAUACAAAAAAAAUUUAUUUAAAAAUUAGAAACAAAUAAAAAUGCUUUUAAGCAAUCAGCCGGCGAAUGCCAAGCCGCCGUCGCCAACAGCGCCGCAAAGUUUCAAAGCCAAGUUGCAGCAACAAAUCGCAACAGCAGCAGCUGCAGCUGCCGCAGCGGCAGCAGCAACAACUAUUGCCAAUGGCCACAGCAACAACAACAACAACAACCAUCAUCAUCAGCAACAACAACAACAACAGCAACAUCAUCAUCACCAUCAUCUGAACAAUCAUCAUCAUCAUCAGCAUAAUAUUUCCUUUGCCACGGAUUUCUCAAUUGCCGCGAUUAUGGCGCGCGGCGGAAACGCCUCGAGCAGCCGCGAGCCAUCCGAAAGGAGUCUGAGUCCAUUGUCUGUGGAGCGCUACUCGACGCAGGAUGCGGACGAUGAUGUUGACGUUGACGUGGUUGACUGCAGCGACAGCGAAGCGCCAACGGCGGCAGCAGCAGCAGCAGCAGCUGCCGCAGCGGCGGCGACGGCAGCGGCGACAGCAGCAGCAGCAGCAGCCGCGCAGCAGCAUGCGCGUCAUGCAUUGCGUGUUGCACAACAGCAGCAGCAGCAGCAGCAGCAGCAGCGGCAGCAGUCGCAUGCAACAGCCAACAAGCAGCGGCAACAACAACAACAACAACACAAUCAGCCACACAACAACAACAACAACAACAACAACAGCAACAAUCACAGCAAAUCGAGCAGCCAUCGAGGGCGUGCCACGGCCACACCAAGUGCUGCCGCUGCCUCGGCUGUGGCAGGCAGCACGCCCUCGCCCCCGCCUCCGUCUCGCGCCGCGCCGAGCCCCAGCGAAGAUGAGCGCCUGUCGCCCGAGGAGCCCGCGCAGCUGCCGACGCCGAAAAUUCUUGGCACAUGCAAUUGCGAUGAUCUCAUGCCCGUGCAAUGCCAUCUGGAGACUAAGGAGCUGUGGGAUAAAUUUCACGAGCUCGGCACCGAAAUGAUCAUCACCAAAACGGGCAGGCGCAUGUUCCCCACGGUGCGUGUGAGUUUCUCGGGCCCGCUGCGUCAAAUCCAACCGCCGGAUCGCUAUGCCGUCCUCCUGGACAUUGUGCCGCUGGACUCGAGAAGGUAUCGGUAUGCGUAUCAUCGCAGCUCCUGGCUGGUCGCCGGCAAGGCGGAUCCGCCGCCUCCGGCACGCAUCUAUGCGCAUCCCGACAGCCCCCUGAGCCCGGAGGCGUUGCGCAAACAAGUCGUCUCCUUCGAGAAGGUGAAGCUGACAAAUAACGAAAUGGAUAAGAGCGGACAGGUCGUGCUGAAUUCGAUGCAUCGAUAUCAGCCACGCAUUCAUCUGGUGCGUCUAAGCCAUGGCCAAAGCAUACCCGGCAAUCCCAAGGAGCUGCAGGAUAUGGAUCAUAAAACCUUCGUGUUCCCGGAGACUGUAUUCACGGCCGUGACGGCCUAUCAGAAUCAAUUGAUUACAAAAUUGAAAAUCGAUUCGAAUCCGUUCGCCAAAGGAUUUCGCGAUUCGUCGCGUCUGACUGAUUUUGAUAGAGAUCCCAUGGAUUCGUUCUUUUUCGAUCAGCACAUGCGCGCCGCACCGCUGCGCUUCUUUCCGGACCCGCUGAUGGCGCAACUGACGCCGCAGGAGGCGGACGCCGCCUCGUUGGCGCUGCUGGAGAAGGCGCGCCAGCAUUUGCAGAUGUUUGGCCGUUCGCCGUAUACGGAAAUGUUGCUGCCGCAUUUGUAUCAGCGCGCCGCGCCGCCCGCACCGCCGCCGCCGCCCACAACGCUGGGCGCCUUUCAGCUGGGCAUGUGGCAGCAACAGUGGCCGCAGCUGACCGCCGGCUUUUUGGCCAGCGCCAAUCAGCAGGCGGCUUUUGCGGCCGCGGCAGCCGCGGCAGCUGGGGCAAGUCGCACGCCGCCGCCGCCGCAGCAGCAGCAGCAGCAGUCGUUGUUGCAUGCACCGCCAGCGCCAGGCACGCCCACAUCAUCAUGCGGCUCAGCGUCGCCGGAUUUGCGGAUCAAGACGCAGCUGGGCCACUAUCCGCAGCGCUUCAGUCCGUAUCAAGUGCCGCAGCAGCAGCCGCAGGCCGCCUCCUCGCCGGCGCCCUCGAUGCGCGCGGAGAGUCCCUAAGUGCCGCCGCGCGGCCCUCGUCGAGGGGGACAAUAAAAUAAAUAAUCAAAUAAACUACACGAAAUGUAUGUGCAAUGAUCGAAAAAUGUUUGUAAAUAACCCCCGCAUCCCUGCCCACACACACACACUUCACACUCAAAGCUGUGUAGCUAAACAUGUUGCAGCAACAUGUGGCAGACACUCAACUUAGCAGCUCGUUUAUGCAACGCAGCUGAGACGUGUCUAGAAAUUUAUUGGAAU